Messenger RNA from Syngnathus acus (greater pipefish), 1713 nucleotides. It is a transcript of the gene xiap, whose product is annotated as X-linked inhibitor of apoptosis. The record is from RefSeq and is a predicted model, not a curated record. Gene Ontology annotation, cellular component: cytoplasm; nucleus. Gene Ontology annotation, molecular function: cysteine-type endopeptidase inhibitor activity involved in apoptotic process; ubiquitin protein ligase activity. NCBI's taxonomy places the organism in Eukaryota, Metazoa, Chordata, Actinopteri, Syngnathiformes, Syngnathidae. The coding region runs from base 158 to 1369 and encodes 403 amino acids. Gene Ontology annotation, biological process: regulation of cell cycle; negative regulation of apoptotic process; positive regulation of protein ubiquitination. The transcript is spliced from 7 exons.
UGGUGCGCACCAGUCAACCUUUGAGCAACUACUUCCUGAAAGGGUCGCGUCAUACGAUACACCUCUUUCAUGUCACUUCUAAAGAACUCCUUAAAGUUGUUGUUGGAUUAAAGCGUGACGAACGGGACAAAGUAGCAAUCCCCUGUUUGCUGCUAUCAUGUCAGACCUCAGAGAAGAUGGUGUACUCGAGAGCGAUUCCAUGGUCGACUACUCCCAAAUGAGCGACCGUCUCCAUUCAUUCAACGGCUCCACUCUGGCAGAGCAGGUGCCCCCAGAGCGACUGGCCCGGGCUGGAUUCUACUACACUGGUCCUGCCGAUCGGGUUCGCUGUUUCAGCUGUAGGAUGAAUGUGGAAAACUGGUGCCAGGGAGACAUACCUGUAGAGAGGCAUAAGGAGGUUUCCCCAUUGUGCAAGUUCCUCAGCUGCACCCAUCGCACCAAUUUCCAGCACAGUACACAGCUAACGGGCUCCAGAUACAAUGAAGUUGACGAAGACAUGGAAUAUCGUUUGAGAACAGGGGAGGUGGUCGAUGAGUCCACCUACCCAAUGGUCCCUCAUAUGAGGAGGGAAGAGGCCAGACGUCAGACUUUUUCCACCUGGCCAGCCACUGCUCCUGUGACACCCAGCGAUCUGGCGCAAGCUGGCCUUUACUACCUGGGCCAAGGUGACCAGGUUCAGUGUUUUUGCUGCGGCGGCAUGCUUGGUGGCUGGGAAGCAGGAGACGCGGCCUGGGGUGAACACGGCAAACAUUUUCCCACCUGCUUCUUCAUCCUCGGCCAUGACGUGGGAAACGUCCCAUCCGAGGGGGGCACGGGACUGGAGAAUCCUCGCAGUGCACCUCAAGGCAACACUUAUAUCCUUAUGGGGAGUUUCCAAGAGAGGCUGCGCAGCUUUGCAGGGAUUCAGCACCCAAUAGAUCAUGUUCGACUAGCAAGGGCUGGCUUCUACAGCACAGGGGAAAGAGACAUGGUGAUGUGUUUUCAUUGUGGUGGAGGAUUAAAAGGCUGGGAGCCUGAUGAAGACCCGUGGGAAGAGCAUGCCAAAAGUUAUCCUGGAUGCAGCUUCUUGUUAGCAGAGAAAGGACAAGAAUUUAUCAACACCAUCCAGCUGCAAGGUCCUCAACAAAACAAAAAUACCUCAAGUCAUCAGAAUGGAUUUACAGCAUACCACAAAGAUGAUGACCCAUUGGAAACAUUACGGAAACUGCAGAGGGAAAAACAGUGCAAAGUGUGUAUGGAUCGAGAUACUUGUGUCGUUUUCAUUCCGUGCGGUCAUCUGGCCACCUGUGAGGAAUGUUCAGAGACGCUUAUUAGGUGUCCAAUUUGUUGCGGGGCCAUUACGCAGAAGGUAAAAACUUACAUCGCUUAAGAAAUAUUUAGUUUUUCCGAUAAAGCUUUCUGUGCUGCGUUCUUACAAUCCCUGACUGUGUUUUAAUGUUAAGUGUAGAUAGCCUGUAAUAUUGCAAAAGACGGGACAACAACAAAUAGUGGCUAUUGAAAAGCAAAUCAAGAGUAUAUUAUAAAAUAUUUUUAAAUAGGGGUAUAAUUAGUGCAGAAACAUUAAAUAUUUUUUUCCCACGUUCCAUUCCAGAGGUGCCUUUGACUGCUUUUCAUUUGAUGUGUUUAGAACAGCUCAAAAUUACCUAAUGACUUACUGUAUUUAUCUUGAAUUCAUUUGUGUGAUUUUUUUAUUAAUAAAUAAUUUUACGUUUA